GAAAGUCUUUUUAGUUUUUGUUGACAAUUUAUAUCGUGAUCGAAAAAUAUGAUAAUGGAUGUGGCUCUAGGAUAUUAACCCUCGUAAAAUGUAGAAUCAAUUUGUUAUUCCAGUUUUUAGCGAAUUUCCUUAUUUGUACUGCGAUAGAACAGAACACAUCUCUCUACACCAGUGCUUCAAUCUUGCGGCCAUAGUAAGGACUACGUGAUGUUUUGUUCAAUAAUGUUUUCUAGUUCUAAGAGAUGGAGCUGCCUAGUGCCAAAGAUUGAAAUACUAACUGGUUCCCGAGUUGGUUGCUAUGUUGUGAAAGAUUGAAGAAUUGAGGCCAAUAUUGUAAGUUAAAAAAAAAAAAUAAUAAAUAAAACAAAAUGGUGACAGAAAGCAAAGAGAAAAAGACAUUUAUCCUCCCUAAGUGGGAGGAAUAUGUGGUCUCUAAAAUGAACCAACUAUACAACAAGUCAGAAUUGUGUGACGUCACUUUGAAGUUUCCUAAUGAUACCACUAUCAUUCAGGCUCAUAAAGUGAUUUUAAAAGCGUGUAGUGGCUUUUUUGAUGUAUUACCUCCUGCCUCUGGCGCAGUUGUCCUGCACAUGCCCAAGAACAUCAAACCUGCACACGUUAGAGCACUAAUAGACUGCAUGUACACUGGUAAACUUGAGUAUGUAGCUGGAGAGAAGAGUCGUCUUUGUUUGGUAGCCAAACAGCUGGGAAUGAAUUACAUUAUUGAAAUACUGCAAAAGCAGUCAGCGUCCGUGCCAAGUUCACAACUACACAACGUCGCACACCCUACCAUAAAGAGAUACAUAUCGAAGCAACACCAAGCAACUCCGACUGGUGGUGAGGUGUCUGAAACGUCUCCAUCACACUCUCCCUCUAUCUCCCCCACUCCCACCUCGUCCAGUCAAACAUCUACCCCUACUUCAUCUAUCCUGCCAGGGAAAAAAUUGCCGAUAUGGAAACAGAGGACAACUAUUAACAUACCAGAGGAAUUUUGCCGAUCUGUAACUAGGAAGCCGCUGCCGCCACCCCCUGUACAUGUGGAACCGAAGCCAUCGAGGUUCGAGUUGUGCGAUGAGGAGGGAAUUCCUGAUUUUACCGAAACUUUUGAAAACCUCUCGUAUGAAUCUCAGGUCAUCAUAACUCCUUGUGAAGAACCCAAGCCUGUAGUCUCAGUAGACUCAGUUGAAAGAAUGCCCACAAUGUCUACGCUUGGCAAGCGAGCUCGAGCGUCAGAAGUAAUCCGAGGAUCAACAGAAGAAGAUGACUACGACGAUGGCCACUUUGAGUCUAUUCAUGACAUUGAUGAUGAUGGUGAUGAAGAGGAUUCGAUCGCUGCUGGCAGCUUGAAACCUACAACCCCACCGCCGAAGCCCAUCUUAAAAACCUUUUCUUCUCCCUCCCCAAGCAAGAAAGUCAGAUUUGCAGUAUCUUCUGAAACAAAGACUGUUGCAACACCAUCCAAUCCUCAACCUGUAAAUCAUUCUCACUCUGCCUCUAUUUCUAUACCUGUCACUACUCCCACCUCUCUCCCCAUUUCCUCUUCUCAAACCACAACCACCUCUCUUACAACCAACACCUCCCCCACUACUUCCACCACUCCCGCCUCUCCUCCCACUUCCACUCCUUCCGUCAUACAAAAGAUUUCAUCGCCAGCCUCCGCCUCCACAGCAGCAGCUGUCUCUACACCGGCAACCCCUCAAAGCUUGGGCGGUGCCUACAAUCAUGCCAAUAUCAUCAAUACAGUAUUGAAGAAAUUUCCUGACUUGAUGAAAAAUAAGAAUAUCAAGUUGAAAAUUCAAGGGAGCAGUCCUGUUGGUUUCUCCUCUUCCACCAACUCUUUAGAUAAAGAUGGAAAAAGUAAGAAGAAAGUUCAGUACUUAGUCUUGAAAUCAGACUUGAACAAUCUAAAAAAAGAAGUAAAAGAGCCCUCGAACGGAGCGGAAAAUACUACUGGUCCUUGGUCAUGUAUAACUUGUGCGACUGAAGAUGGACCUUUAAAAUUUGAAACGUACUACAACUACAGGAGACAUCUGCAAGAGAUACACAACGAGCGAAUAGAUGCGAGGAUUUGUGAAUAUUGUGGGCACAAAGCGAGCAAACGAAAUCUUCACCUUUAUCAUCUCUACACCAAGCAUAACAUUGCUCCUCCAAGAAAUAUUCAUUUUCCCAAGUGUGACCAAUGUAAUUACAUCGCUCUCAGUGAAAGUUUGCUUAUUAAACAUCGAAGCAACCAUACUGGAAUGAUAACUAAGGAAUUCAUUUGUCGACUUUGCAACGCUGCAUUCAAAAGUCAUGGAGCUUUAAUGGGACACAUGCAGACCAAUCUCCACCAAACUGAUCAAGCGGCUAAAAAAGACUAUGAAUGCGAGUACUGUGGUAAAAUAUUUAACAGGAAUAUCAACUUGAAAGCUCACAUUCGAUCCUCCCAUCAAGAAGAAAGUAUUAGAAAAAUGUAUGACGAUGAAGACAAAGCGGAAGACUCACCAGAAGUUGAAAACCCUUCCCAAGAAAAAAAGGGAGAUCAAACUAUGGACGUUAUAGAAGUGCCAGUGUUUGAUUCAGUCUCAGGCCAAAAUCAGACAAUCUACCUUCCUCAAGGAAUGACUAUCCUGACAGAAAAUCCCUCUGUGCCAUUGAUGCCAUCAUCUGAAUCAGAAGCUAUGAACAAUGUGGCUACAGGAAUAGCAACAUCCAUUAACAUUACAGACAGAAACAUGCCCAAUGAUGUUCUCGUAAUCGAUGGAGGUUCAACAGAAUUAAUCCUAAGAGGCGCUCCUACAGCUUAUGUAAUGAACCCUGAUGGCACCUAUUCUCUCCAAGAAUAUAUUGUUCCAGAAAUAAUGGCAGAUUCAGGUCAAGUUUACACCACGGCUCUUGUCAGUUCUGCGCCGUCAACAGGAAUAACUUAUGUUAACAGUGACAACAUUUCUAUAAUAUCCCCCUCAGACCACACUUACGCGGAUGGGAUGAAAGUGAAUGGGCACGUUGCCACUGGAACACCAGUGACAAUAGUCUCUUCAGUCGACGCCACAUCCAAUGUACAAACAGUUACUCAAGCAAACCAAUCGAUCAUCGUGCAAGAACCAAUUCUUGUAAAUGCGGAUUGGAUGCAGAAAAUUAGCUCUCAAAACGAGACCAUUCAGCUAAGUCAAACCCAGACUCAGAAUAUGAUUUCUCAACCAAUGCUCCAGAAGGUAGAAAUUAUUUCUUCUCAGCCGAUAAGUCAGAGCCAGAAGAUAGAGAUUAUUUCUCAGUCGGUUAGCCAGAAAGAUUCUCUAAGUCAGAUCUCCCAGCCUCUUCUACAAAUCAGUAGCGACCAUCAGACUGAAAGUGAAAGUUCGACCAAAACAGCACAGACCCUUGUGAGUGAUUGGGCAGAUCUGGACGAGGAUCAUAAUGAAGAGAGUGAAGAUAUUGAGGAUGAAUCAGAAAAGAAACCAAGUAGACCGACUAUAGAACUGGAACCAAACAAUGAUGAAAUAGGUAUGUGAUAUAGGUGGUAAACUUUUGUGUUUACUUUAGACUGACUUUUAUGUUGAAGCUUUAUUUUUCUGCGUCAAAGUAAUUUUUUACAUACAUUCCCUCAUAGAUUAUAUAUUUCAUAUAUUAUCAUA
Macrosteles quadrilineatus (aster leafhopper) is the source of this 3614-nucleotide messenger RNA. Its product is annotated as centrosome-associated zinc finger protein CP190-like. Gene Ontology annotation, biological process: regulation of transcription by RNA polymerase II. The coding region runs from base 369 to 3491 and encodes 1040 amino acids. The record is from RefSeq and is a predicted model, not a curated record. NCBI's taxonomy places the organism in Eukaryota, Metazoa, Arthropoda, Insecta, Hemiptera, Cicadellidae. The transcript is spliced from 8 exons. Gene Ontology annotation, cellular component: nucleus. Gene Ontology annotation, molecular function: protein binding; RNA polymerase II cis-regulatory region sequence-specific DNA binding; DNA-binding transcription factor activity, RNA polymerase II-specific.